CAACAAUCUGUAGCAGUUGUUAGUAAAGCGUUGCUGGCAGUUGUCCAUCGACAACGAAAAAGCGGCAAAGAAAUUUCGAAAUUUUGAAUAAAUUUAAAUCCAAAUAACGUCAAAGAAUUUUAUGUGUUUUUUGUGAGCAAAAAAAAAAGAUUCCAUCGAAGAAAAUAUAGAAAUAAUAAAAUAAAGAAAAUUUACAUUUGAAUAGUGGAAUAUUGUUGAGUGGAAAUAAUAACAAUAAAAACAAACAAACAUGGUGGAGGAAGUGCCUGCAAGAGGAAGUAUUUUGGGAAAAUGUGUGCCAGCUCGUUAUGUUCUGGCGGUAUUGGGUUCCAUUGGUAUGGCCAUUGUUUAUGGUCUCAAGGUGAAUCUUAGUGUGGCCAUGGUGGCUAUGUUGAAUCACACGGCAGUUGGACAUGGUUCACAUGGUGGAGGAGCGGGACAGUCUUUGUCCAAUUUAACAGAAGAAAGUGAUGUGGAAAUCUGUUUACCCCCAGGAGGUGCUGACGCCAAUGCAACGGCCACAACGGCAGCGGAUGGUCCCUUCAUAUGGAGCGAACCCUUGCAGGGCACCUUGCUUAGCUGUUAUUUCUGGGGUUAUUUGGUCUCCCAAAUUCCCGGUGCCCGUGUGGCUGAAAAUUUCUCCGCCAAAUGGGUCAUGUUGUUCUCGGUGGGCAUUAAUGUGGUGUGCACCCUGCUAACCCCUGUGCUGACGGAGUUGCACUAUGCCGGCCUAAUUGCUAUGCGUGUUUUGGAGGGUGUUGGUGGCGGUGCCACUUUCCCUGCCAUGCAUUGUAUGAUUGCUGCCUGGGCUCCACCCAAUGAACGCUCUGUCAUGUCUACCAUCAUUUAUGUGGGUACAUCCUUUGGCACAGCCAUUUCCAUAUUAUUGGCUGGUGUUCUCUCCGCUGGUUUGGGUUGGGAAUCGGUUUUUUAUGUCAUGGGUGGCCUAAGUUGUGUUUGGAUGUUGCUCUGGACUAUUUUGGUACAAGACAAUCCCAACAAGCAGCGUUUUAUUAGCCCGGAAGAAAGGCAAAUGAUUAACUCCUCCUUGGGCAGUGAUGACCAGCAUGGUGCCAAGGAAGAACAUCCCCCGGUGCCAUGGAAGAAGGUGUUUACCUCGAUACCAUUCUGGGCAAUUUUGGUGGCUCAUUGCUGCAAUAACUGGGGCUGGUAUAUGUUCCUCAUUGAAAUCCCGUUCUACAUGAAACAAGUGUUGGCCUUCAACGUGUCCAGUAAUGCUGUGGCCAGUGCCCUGCCCUAUUUCCCCAUGUUGAUAUUCAGUAUGAUUUUGGGCAAAUCCCUGGAUAGUCUUAAGGCCAAACAAAAAAUUAACACCACCAUUGCCCGUAAAACCGCCACCAGCAUCUGCACCGUCAUACCUGGCAUAUGUCUAUUGAUCCUGUGUUAUAUUGGCUGCAAACACACUGCCGCCGUGGUGGUCAUGACUGUGGGCAUUGUGGCCAUGGGUGGCAUGUUCUCCGGCUUCCUUUCCAAUCACAUUGAUAUUGCUCCCAAUUAUGCAGGCACCCUGGUGGCCUUGACAAAUACUGUGGCCACAUUGCCGGGUAUUAUUGUGCCGCUGUUUGUGGGUUAUAUCACCAAGGGAAAUCAAAACAUUGGAGCCUGGCGUGUCAUAUUCUUUGUAACCAUUGCCCUGUUUACCAUUGAAUUUUUGGUCUACACCAUCUUUGGUUCGGGCGAGGAACAACCCUGGAACAAGGCUGCCGUGAAGAGCAAUGAUCCCGAAAAGCCAGCUGUUAGCGAUGAGAGCACACCAUUGAAUGGAACGAAAACGGCAAAUGGUACCACAGCUUAAGGGGAAUUAUAAGCGGAUUGUUUUGUGUUUCUAAACAAACAGCAUUGAAAAUGUUGAUGUUAAUCUAUUGUAGCUUCUAAGUGACUCAGCUAAAUGUAAAAAAGAGAUUUUUAAUAUAUUUUUUUCAUUAUUUUAUACUAUCCCACUUUGCUGUAAAAGCUAAGAAGGUUAGGCUUUAGAUACUACCUCCAAUAUUAAGUUAUAUCUUAAAAAAAACUGUCUUUACAAAGAAACGGAAAAAUAGACGAAAAACCUGCCGCCUUUGUACUUAACUACACAAAAAAAAAAACAAAUGAGUCUUAUUUUAAAUGUACAAGUACUUAUUUUUUAAGUUUUUUUCUUUUUAAAUAUAAAUAAAUAAAUGUAAAAUAUAUAUAACAAA
This is a messenger RNA of Musca domestica (house fly), 2198 nucleotides long. It is a transcript of the gene MFS3, whose product is annotated as putative inorganic phosphate cotransporter. Bases 251 to 1816 code for a protein of 521 amino acids. The transcript is spliced from 5 exons. NCBI's taxonomy places the organism in Eukaryota, Metazoa, Arthropoda, Insecta, Diptera, Muscidae. Gene Ontology annotation, molecular function: transmembrane transporter activity. The record is from RefSeq and is a predicted model, not a curated record. Gene Ontology annotation, biological process: transmembrane transport; monoatomic anion transport.